This is a messenger RNA of Peromyscus eremicus (cactus mouse), 3308 nucleotides long. RefSeq names its product phosphatidylinositol specific phospholipase C X domain containing 3 (gene Plcxd3). NCBI's taxonomy places the organism in Eukaryota, Metazoa, Chordata, Mammalia, Rodentia, Cricetidae. The transcript has 3 exons. Gene Ontology annotation, cellular component: synapse. Gene Ontology annotation, biological process: lipid metabolic process. The record is from RefSeq and is a predicted model, not a curated record. Gene Ontology annotation, molecular function: phosphoric diester hydrolase activity. Bases 207 to 1172 code for a protein of 321 amino acids.
GUGGAGUCUGGCGAAGGCAAGGAGAGAGCAUGGGGUGUUUUUGAAUAAUUAUUAAAAUGAGCAUGUGUCUGCGCCAUCCUGUGGGUGUGGCGCAGAGCAGAGUGUAAACUCUAGCGGGGCCGAAGCAAACAUUGGCUUAGCGGCAGCAGCUGCCAGUCUGUGCCUAGGAGUGUGGGGACCAGCGCGGCGGCAAGCAGAUCGACACCAUGGCCUCCUCUCAGGGGAAAAACGAGCUGAAAUUCGCCGACUGGAUGGCAACUCUGCCUGAGAGCAUCCACAGCAUCCCCCUCACCAAUUUAGCCAUCCCAGGGUCCCAUGAUUCCUUCAGCUUCUACAUUGAUGAAGCUUCUCCAGUAGGCCCUGAGCAGCCAGAAACUGUCCAGAACUUUGUUUCCGUGUUUGGAACUGUGGCCAAGAAGCUGAUGAGGAAAUGGUUAGCCACUCAAACGAUGAACUUCACUGGUCAGCUAGGAGCUGGAAUCCGCUACUUUGACCUGCGAAUUUCCACCAAGCCCAGAGACCCAGACAAUGAACUGUACUUUGCUCAUGGCUUAUUCAGUGCCAAAGUCAAUGAGGGUCUUGAAGAGAUCAAUGCAUUUCUCACAGACCACCACAAAGAGGUAAUAUUCUUGGACUUCAACCAUUUUUAUGGGAUGCAGAAAUAUCACCAUGAAAAACUGGUCCAAAUGCUGAAAGACAUCUACGGAAACAAAAUGUGCCCAGCUAUUUUUGCCCAGGAAGUGAGUCUAAAGUACCUAUGGGAGAAGGACUAUCAAGUAUUGGUCUUCUACCACAGUCCAGUGGCAUUGGAAGUGCCCUUUCUCUGGCCUGGGCAGAUGAUGCCAGCACCCUGGGCAAACACAACAGACCCCGAGAAAUUGAUCCAGUUUCUUCAGGCAUCCAUCACGGAGAGAAGAAAGAAGGGUUCGUUUUUUAUAUCUCAGGUGGUGCUGACACCCAAAGCAAGCACUGUGGUCAAGGGUGUGGCAAGUGGCCUCAGAGAAACCAUCACAGAAAGAGCGCUUCCUGCCAUGAUGCAGUGGGUCCGCACCCAGAAGCCGGGAGAGAGUGGCAUCAAUAUUGUCACUGCUGAUUUUGUAGAACUUGGUGAUUUUAUCAGCACUGUCAUAAAACUCAACUAUGUCUUUGAUGAAGGAGAAGCCAACACUUGAUAUUACUCUUUGGUGUGUCCAUGAGUAAGAUAGAGAAGCCUCAUUGUAUUAGACGUAUUAUCAAAUACACCCUCUGAUUUUCCUAUUCUGCUGAGCCUCUGAAGGAAUUAGGGCUGGUAGUGAGUGGGAAAAGAGGGUAAACCAUGUCUUCAGUGAUUGUAACCAUAUUCUGCAUUACUAUAAAUAUGUCAUUUCCCAUUUGGUGAGCAAAAUCUACUACUAGUGUUAGGAAUAGAAAAGAACAGUGAAUUUUGUUUUUCAAGAUUAAUGUUUGUGAUAUGUGACUCAUGAGUGUUUACUUGAUUGCAUUUUCUAGUUUCAACCUCGGGCUCCUAUACUAUUUAUACCCUCUACCCUUUCCACUCCCUCUCUCUUGCUCGCUCUUUCUAAUAGAUGCUAUACGGGUCUCAAAGCGAUUGAAUGCCCGACAUAAUGUGUAUUACAUUGUUGUACUGAAAUGUGUUUUGUGAGACUUGAUAAAAUAUUCCAUAGUCAUCUGCAAUUGAGUGAUCAUAGCUAAUUCUUGGUCAUAGAAAAUAUGCAUCAAAUCAGUUUCCCUGUAUCAGUAAUAUUGGCAGUCAUUAGUGAUUUUUGUGUUCUAUGGAAACAAUGAUGUUUCAGAGUAUUUCUGUGUGAGGCAGCUAGGACUAUCGUACAAAACGAUUUUUGGAAGGACUAUGAGCAUCAACUCUAUAUUUUAAAAAGAAGAAGACAAGAAGAAGAAGACUGUAUGCAGAGACAGCUACUAUUUUAAUUCAACAGUCUGGAAUAAUAAUGCCCUGCAAAUGUCAAGCUACAGUUGUGUGUUAAUCUGAAAAAAAAUUUUAAAUCUAUAAAAAUUUCUCUUAAUAAUUUUAAUUUUUCUUAAAUAACCAAAAGAAAGAACAUGAGACUCUCCUAUAAAAUUGGGAUUCCAAUGCAUAAUUCUAAAACCCAGAUUAUGAAAAAAGUUCUAAGGAAGCUUUAUUUGUGUUUAUACCUUAGAAGAAAAUGAAAGAAUGCAGAGGGAGUCCAAAUAAUGUUUUUGAGACUAUAUCCAUAAUCCCUAAAGUUCCUUUACAAAUUCUUUCAAUAUGUAUGAUCUCUACAGACUCAUCUACAGUCAGCAGUCCAAGUUCCAUCCUGCUUGAGGUGAGAAAAAGGCCAAUGGUCUGAAGUUUCGUACAAAGUUUCUGUGGUAUCACUUUUGGUAAUAACAAUGUUAACACACUUUGUUGUAUCCUCCUGUGUCUAGUAGUAUUUGACAACUCCAAAAACAAUCUUCAAAGGGCACAACUCCCCCUUCUCUUUGUUUUACAGGAAUAAUGUGAGGGAUUUGCAAAAAUCUAUACAAUUUCUUAAGUUCCUAAAAUUAUGAAUUAUAUUAUCUUCACAUAUAGAAAUAAUCAAACCUUAAUAGUUUCCUGGGACAAUGCAUUUCCAUGCAUAUCAAACUCCUGGAGAAAUGAAAGCACUCCCUUGGCUUUUAAUUAAUUUGAAUGGAAGACAAAUGAGUUAGUUUCUUUGACAUAGAUAAGGAAUUGAUUUAAAGUUUAUUUCUCAAUAUUGUAAAUAACCAAGAGUUGAUUCAAAGAAUAAUUACUCUUUAUCAGAAAACAGCACUUUCUAACAACUACAGAGUGGAAAAAAAAGUCUACACUCAAUAGAAUGUUUGUGAAAAAUGUGGUCUCUUUUUAGAAUAAGUAACAUGCCUAUGUGUACAGCAGAUAUGUUUAUAAUUCCAGUUGUGUGUGUAUUUUGUCACACAUACUCUGGUUCAAGCAAGCUGAUACUGAUAUACACAAAUACACACAUUAUAUGAAAACAUAGGAUAAUUGUCUUCAAAUAAAAGCACUGAUAUUAGUAAAUAAUUUAAUUUAAAAAUGAAUCCAAGAGCCAGGUAUGGUAGUAUGUGCCCAUAAUCCCAGAACUUGAGAAGAAGGAGAAUCAAUACUUCUUCAAGAGUAGCCUGGGCUAUACUUUGAGCUCAAGGUUGUCCUGGGCUACAUAGUGAGAUCCUAUCUCAAAAAUCGGAAUAAUAAAAUAAAAAUAACAUCCUUUAGCAAUGUAUGGGAAAUGUUACAAAACAUUUGAAAAUGAAGUAGUUCAUCAUAUAAAAUAUUUUUAUAAAAACAUUACAGCUUAGGACUUAAUAUU